This is a messenger RNA of Phytophthora nicotianae INRA-310, 2087 nucleotides long. RefSeq lists its product as hypothetical. Gene Ontology annotation, biological process: regulation of DNA-templated transcription. The record is from RefSeq and is a predicted model, not a curated record. Gene Ontology annotation, cellular component: nucleus; chromatin. Gene Ontology annotation, molecular function: protein binding; histone H3K36 methyltransferase activity. The coding region runs from base 68 to 1765 and encodes 565 amino acids. The transcript has a single exon. NCBI's taxonomy places the organism in Eukaryota, Oomycota, Peronosporomycetes, Peronosporales, Peronosporaceae.
UGAACAGCACCCACACCACGGCGCACCGCUGCACUGAGCUGCGUUUGGCCUCCUCUCCGUACGCACCAUGCCGGGGCUCAGCGCCUCCGAACUGCACCCUGCCAGUCUGUACGCGGGGGACACCAUAGAAUACUACUCUAUGGCGUUCGUUGCCGGCGACCCGCGAGGGCAUCGCACGUCAGUCGUUCUGCGAGUCGACGAGGACGUUCAGGCCGAAUAUCCCAUAUCUGUGGACACUGGCGAGGUGAUCCCACGAGAUCUAAUGGUGAAACUAUCUAUAGACCGGUUUGGAAACCGGUUUAAGCCAGCCUAUGCUAUUUGGCGCAAGUUACGAUCCUACACAUUGAUACCAGGCCAGUGCGCGGCUCCGACACGAUCCAGCGCCUUCAGUAAGGCCUUGCCGGGCAUCAUUCAAACUGCAAUUGAAUCCGCAAUGCGUGGGGGUCGUGCUGAGUGUGAGGAAAUUGUGCCAGAGACGUCGGGAGACGAGAACGAUCAAGACGAGGUGGCGAUGCCAGAUGAAACUGGUGUUGCUGCGUCCAGCAGCUCACACGUCGAUGGUGACGGACACCUCGUUGGUGAAGACGUCGAUGAUGAUGCCAAGGACCGUUGUGCGUGCGAGGAAAUUUACGAAACUCCGUUGCCCACGGACCCAACCGGUGAUGCACCUACCAAUGUGGACGAGAUUACGUCCAGCAUCUCCCACACUGAUGCUCAACCUUGUGGAGUUGUGGAGAACGACAGGGCUAGCGCCAAGGAACCUACGGCAAGCGAGGAAAUUGCGGCGGCUGCGGCAGUUCCCGAUCCCACUGACCAGGAAGUGCUCGACGCCGAGGAGUACCUGCGUCAGAUUCCGAAUCGGCUUGCCAGAGCCAAGAUCCGGCACCAAGCGAAAAAGCGGGCUAGGUCUUGGCAUGUUCCUCGAUCUAGGAAGCGACGGCACCAGGCCAAGUGCGCAGUUACACGCAGUGGUACAAAACUUCACCACGCUCACUCUGUGAAAGCCAUGAAAAUGAAGGAUAUAUUGAAUAUUGCAGGCGUUAGGCUACGUCUACACGACUUACAUGACCGCCGUCCAGUGUACAAGGACCCUGCAACUGAGGAGCGUGUGUUGUCGACGGAGUUGUCGUGGCCAAAAGACAUUCAAUAUGUUACGAAGUGCAUUACGAAUGGAGUUCGAUUUCCAGAUCUCGGCUCUAUUCAUAAGUGCCGCUGUAUUGGAGACUGCUUCUGGGAUAGUUGUGACAAUGCGGAAGCUUCUGUCUACUGCACCCCUAAUUGCUGCAACCUUAGCGCACGAUGCAGCAAUGCGCCGAUCGUGCGCAAAACACUGAAGCUGUUCGACACUGGUCGUGUGGGUUUGGGUGUUUAUACCACUACCAAUUUGGACGUUGGCGAUAUCGUCGGUGAGUACACCGGUGAGCUGAGUGAGUGGUCCGCUCUAGUUCCCGGCCAGCCUGACCAAGCUUUAAAACACAACAGCGGAUAUACGCUACUCUACAACACGAAAUCUACCAAGAAGAAGUUUGUGUACGUGGAUGCAGCAAACAGUGGCUGCAUCACUCGUUUCAUCAGUCACGCCUGUGACCCCAACGCUGUUUUCGUGGAAAUGCAGAAUCGUAGAAACGUCAAAGUAUUCGUCAAGAUGGUAAAGGACGUGAAGGCUGGUGCGGAGAUCACGGUUCAGUACGGAAACGAGAGGUGGUUUGUCUGUGCAUGUGACGAGUGUUGGGAGGGACAGGCUGGAAAACCCGGAAGCAAGUAGCUUUACACGGAAACUCGCGGACACAGGACAAGUAGGAUGCAGUUUGCAGCGUGUUCCCAUAUUGAUUUGAAUGAACAGUGUCUUUAGCGGGUGCUGGAAGAGGCCUCUCACGUUACUCAUUCCGUGAUUGUAGAAACCUAAGUCCAGCAUCAACAUCAAGCGAUUCUCCCGAAGCGACACAGGUGCUAACGAAUUAUAAGUACUCUUACUACAACUUGUGUAUGCGGAAAAUUGCAAAAUGUAACUUUACCUCGCAUACAAGGUCGAGGUGUAAGGAAGUGUUAGUGCUUCCAUUAAACGCAACUUACAAAAUGGUGAAAAG